This is a messenger RNA of Zingiber officinale, 684 nucleotides long. RefSeq lists its product as uncharacterized. The transcript is spliced from 4 exons. Gene Ontology annotation, molecular function: nucleic acid binding; zinc ion binding. The coding region runs from base 1 to 684 and encodes 227 amino acids. The record is from RefSeq and is a predicted model, not a curated record. NCBI's taxonomy places the organism in Eukaryota, Viridiplantae, Streptophyta, Magnoliopsida, Zingiberales, Zingiberaceae.
AUGGAAAUGUCAAAAAUAAUGGGAGUAUCUGAAAAGAUUGCAUAUACACUAGAUAAGACACCUCCAAAAGAGGCUCCUGUUAAUGCCACUCCUGAUGAGUUGGCAAAGCUUAAAAAAUGGUCGGACCAUAAUCUUCAAGCAAUAUGUUAUAUGAUAGCUUCAAUGUCAAAUGAACUGCAAAGGCACGCAAUUGUCAAGGAGCUCAUGAUGGCUAGUAUGCGAGAUGGGGCUUCGGUCCAUGAUCAUGGGGUUAAGAUGAUUGAGCUUAUUGAAAAGUUAUUGAACCUUGACUUGGUUAUUCCACAUGAGCUAUCGACAGAUAUUAUAUUAUUGUCUCUCCCCUCCUCAUUUGACAAUUUUGUGGUCAGCUUCAAUAUGAGUAAGCUAGAGGCUACUUUUGAAGAGCUAGUGAAUAUGUUUGCAAAUUAUGAAGCAACUAUGAAAAAAGAAAAAUCUAUUUUCCUUGUGGGUUCAUCUUCUGGAUCUACGAAAGGACCCAAGAAAAAGGGAAAGAAGCAUUUUGCCCCUAUGAAGAAGAUCAAACCUAAUAAAAAGACAAGGCCCACAAAGAUUAAUCAGUCAAAACAUGUUUGUUUCCACUGCAACAAGCCUGGACAUGAGAGGUGUAAUUGCAAGGAGUAUCUUGCUCAGAAGUAUUCUAGCAAAGAUGAUGACAAGAAGUAA